Molecule: messenger RNA, 4079 nt
Organism: Pteropus alecto (black flying fox)
Lineage: Eukaryota; Metazoa; Chordata; Mammalia; Chiroptera; Pteropodidae
Gene: NPR2
Product: natriuretic peptide receptor 2
Exons: 21
Biological process (GO): receptor guanylyl cyclase signaling pathway; cGMP biosynthetic process; protein phosphorylation
Cellular component (GO): membrane
Molecular function (GO): peptide hormone binding; protein kinase activity; natriuretic peptide receptor activity
Source: RefSeq, a predicted model, not a curated record
GGCCCGGGGGCCCAGGAGGGGGGCGGGAGGAAGCGCCGGGCAGCGCCGGCCGCCGGGGCCCUGGAGGAGCGGAGCGGAGAGGAGCUAGGACACGGGCGGGGCCGCCGCAGCUCCGGAUGGGACCAGCGCCCUGGGCCCGUUAGUCCAAGCAGGAGCUUCAGGAGAAGCCUUCACAGGGAGAUUUACCCCUGCCCUUCCCUCCCCUCCGGCCCAGGCCUCGCUUCGCUCCCCGCCAGCCCAUGGUCCCAGUCCCACCGCGGUGCGGGCCCCCUCCCACCUUACCCCUUGGUCCUCCUUUUCGCCGCUCUCUGCCCUCCUAGCCCCUUCAGCUCUGAAGUCCCCCAGGCCUUUUCUUUGUAUCAGCCUCCCCCCAACCCCCACCCCAUCCCAGCCUCGGAUCCCCUUUGCCUUCUCAGCUUUAGAUUCAUCAGCCUACUUCACCUCACUGUUCCCAUCCCAGUCGCAGGCCCCCUUGGUCCCUCCCUCCUCCUGCCACCCUGCUCUUAGUCCUCGGUCCUUACCCUAGGCAGGCCGACCCACUCCUUACCCAUCCCCUGGUCUUCCUCCCAUCUCUUCCUCCUGUCCCGCCCCACCACUUUUGUAUCUCAGCCUACCUAGCUUAUCCUCACUAAAUCUUUCUGAUUUCCCCAGGUUCCAGGCUGGGUGGUGCCUGUGCCUCCCCAGUAGGCCACAGUGGCCCCAGGUUCUGGGGGCGGUGGGGCUGCUGCUUUCUCCCCAUGGCACUGCCAUCACUCCUGCUGGUGGUGGCAGCCCUGGCAGGUGGGGUGCGUCCUCCCUUGGCGCGGAACCUGACGCUGGCGGUAGUGCUGCCAGAACACAACCUGAGCUAUGCCUGGGCCUGGCCACGGGUAGGUCCUGCUGUGGCACUAGCUGUGGAGGCACUGGGCCGGGCACUGCCCGUGGACCUGCGGUUUGUCAGCUCUGAACUAGAUGGCGCCUGCUCUGAGUACCUGGCACCGCUGCGCGCUGUGGACCUCAAGCUGUACCAUGACCCUGACCUUCUGUUGGGCCCUGGUUGUGUGUACCCCGCUGCCUCUGUGGCCCGCUUUGCCUCUCAUUGGCGCCUUCCCCUGCUGACUGCGGGUGCUGUGGCCUCUGGUUUUGCGGCUAAGAAUGAGCAUUAUCGAACCCUGGUGCGCACUGGUCCCUCUGCUCCCAAGCUGGGUGAGUUUGUAGUGACAUUACACGGGCACUUCAAUUGGACUGCCCGUGCUGCCUUGCUGUAUCUGGAUGCCCGCACAGAUGACCGGCCUCACUACUUCACCAUCGAGGGCGUCUUUGAGGCCCUGCAGGACAGCAACCUCAGUGUGCAGCACCAGGUGUAUGCCCGUGAGCCAGGGGGCCCUGAGCAGGCCACCCACUUCAUCCGGUCCAACGGGCGCAUUGUGUAUAUCUGUGGCCCUCUGGAGAUGCUGCAUGAAAUCCUGCUGCAGGCCCAGAGGGAGAACCUGACCAAUGGGGAUUAUGUCUUCUUUUACCUGGAUGUCUUUGGGGAGAGUCUCCAUGCAGGCCCCACGCGCUCUACAGGCCGGCCCUGGCAGGACAAUCGCACCUGGGAACAGGCCCAGGCCCUCAGAGAGGCCUUUCAGACAGUUUUGGUCAUCACAUAUCGUGAACCCCCAAAUCCUGAGUAUCAGGAAUUCCAGAAUCGUUUGCUGAUAAGAGCCCGGGAAGAUUUUGGUGUGGAGCUGGCCCCCUCCCUGAUGAACCUCAUCGCUGGCUGUUUCUAUGAUGGGAUCCUGCUAUAUGCUGAAGUCUUGAACGAGACGAUACAGGAAGGAGGCACCCGGGAAGAUGGACUUCGAAUUGUGGAAAAGAUGCAGGGACGAAGAUACCACGGUGUAACUGGAUUGGUUGUUAUGGACAAGAACAAUGACCGGGAGACCGAUUUUGUCCUGUGGGCCAUGGGAGACCUGGAUUCUGGGGACUUUCAGCCUGCAGCCCACUACUCAGGAGCCGAGAAGCAGAUUUGGUGGACAGGACGGCCUAUCCCCUGGGUGAAGGGGGUGCCCCCCUUGGAUAAUCCCCCCUGUGCCUUUGACUUGGACGACCCGUCCUGUGAUAAAACUCCACUUUCAACUCUGGCAAUUGUGGCACUGGGCACAGGAAUCACCUUCAUCAUGUUUGGUGUUUCCAGCUUUCUCAUUUUCCGAAAACUGAUGCUGGAGAAGGAGCUGGCUAGCAUGUUGUGGCGCAUUCGCUGGGAAGAGCUGCAAUUUGGCAAUUCAGAGCGAUAUCAUAAAGGUGCAGGCAGUCGCCUCACACUGUCACUGCGGGGAUCCAGUUACGGCUCGCUCAUGACAGCCCAUGGGAAAUACCAGAUCUUUGCCAACACCGGUCACUUCAAGGGAAAUGUUGUUGCAAUCAAACAUGUCAAUAAGAAGCGCAUUGAGCUGACCCGGCAGGUUCUGUUUGAACUCAAACAUCUAGUGGAUCUAGGAUAAUCACAUAAUCUAUUCCAUGUCACUUGCCAGGAUAUUCUGGAAAAUGACAGCAUCAACUUGGACUGGAUGUUUCGUUAUUCACUCAUUAAUGACCUUGUUAAGGGCAUGGCCUUUCUCCAUAACAGCAUUAUUGCAUCCCAUGGGAGUCUCAAGUCCUCCAACUGUGUGGUGGAUAGUCGUUUUGUGCUCAAAAUCACAGACUAUGGCCUGGCCAGCUUCCGAUACUCCUAUUCCCUUUUUUCAGAGAAGCUGUGGACUGCCCCAGAACUGCUCAGUGGGAACCCCUUGCCAACCACAGGCAUGCAGAAAGCGGAUAUCUAUAGCUUUGGGAUCAUCUUACAGGAGAUAGCACUUCGCAGUGGUCCUUUCUACUUGGAGGGCCUGGACCUCAGCCCCAAAGAGAUUGUCCAGAAGGUCAGAAAUGGUCAGCGGCCAUAUUUCCGGCCCAGCAUUGACCGGACCCAACUGAAUGAAGAGUUAAUUUUGCUGAUGGAGCGAUGUUGGGCCCAGGACGCAGCCGAACGCCCAGACUUUGGACAGAUUAAGGGCUUCAUUCGCCGCUUUAACAAGGAAGGAGGCACCAGCAUACUGGACAACCUCCUGUUGCGCAUGGAGCAGUAUGCCAAUAACCUGGAGAAGCUGGUGGAGGAACGCACACAGGCCUAUCUGGAGGAGAAACGCAAGGCUGAGGCUCUACUCUACCAAAUUCUACCCCAUUCAGUGGCAGAGCAGUUAAAACGGGGAGAGACUGUACAGGCCGAGGCCUUUGACAGUGUUACCAUCUACUUCAGUGACAUCGUUGGCUUCACAGCUUUGUCAGCAGAGAGCACCCCCAUGCAGGUGGUGACACUUCUUAAUGACCUGUAUACCUGCUUUGAUGCCAUAAUUGACAACUUUGACGUCUAUAAGGUAGAAACGAUAGGAGAUGCCUACAUGGUGGUAUCUGGUCUCCCAGGCCGAAAUGGUCAACGCCACGCCCCGGAAAUUGCUCGUAUGGCCCUAGCAUUACUGGAUGCAGUUUCCUCUUUCCGCAUUCGCCACCGACCCCAUGACCAGCUGAGGCUACGUAUAGGGGUACACACAGGGCCUGUCUGUGCUGGGGUCGUUGGCCUGAAGAUGCCCCGCUAUUGUCUUUUUGGAGACACGGUGAACACUGCUUCCCGAAUGGAGUCUAACGGUCAAGCCCUGAAGAUCCAUGUCUCCUCUACCACCAAGGAUGCCCUGGAUGAGCUAGGAUGCUUCCAGCUAGAGCUUCGGGGGGAUGUGGAGAUGAAGGGAAAAGGAAAGAUGCGAACUUACUGGCUCCUAGGAGAGCAGAAAGGAUCUGCUGGACUUCUGUAAACCCCAAUUCUUUCCAAGUCAGACAAUCUCCUGCUGCUGGUACCUGGGUAGGCAGUGGCCACCAUCUCUCCACACAUCAAAACUGGACACUGUCAUAUGAGAUGGAAACCAACGUGCACAAAAACCCUACCUUACAUGGAAGUUGUUGCCCUUUGCAGCUCAGCCUUGUACAUACACCUGCCCGUCUCUGGCCUGGUCCCCUUCUUCCCAACCUUCUGUAAAUAUCUGUAUCUAAACCAGAAUAUUUUGGCCAAAUAUAAAACAACAAAAACA